Messenger RNA from Dipodomys spectabilis (banner-tailed kangaroo rat), 3320 nucleotides. It is a transcript of the gene Npas4, whose product is annotated as neuronal PAS domain protein 4. The record is from RefSeq and is a predicted model, not a curated record. Bases 161 to 2569 code for a protein of 802 amino acids. NCBI's taxonomy places the organism in Eukaryota, Metazoa, Chordata, Mammalia, Rodentia, Heteromyidae. The transcript is spliced from 8 exons. Gene Ontology annotation, molecular function: RNA polymerase II transcription regulatory region sequence-specific DNA binding; DNA-binding transcription factor activity, RNA polymerase II-specific; protein dimerization activity. Gene Ontology annotation, biological process: regulation of transcription by RNA polymerase II.
GGGGCAGCGCAGCCGAGCGGAGCCCGGAGAGGAGAGCGCGAGCGCCGGCAGAGCGAGCCAGCGAGCGAGCGAGCGCCUGGAAGCCCGGAGGACGCGGACGCCCGAGCCCGGGGCGCCCGCCCGGAGGACGGGGACUCCGGAGCCCGCGGCGCCCGCAGCCAUGUACCGCUCCACCAAGGGCGCCUCCAAGGCGCGCCGCGACCAGAUCAACGCGGAGAUCCGGAGCCUCAAGGAGCUGCUGCCGCUGGCCGAGGCGGACAAGGUCCGUCUGUCCUACCUGCACAUCAUGAGCCUGGCCUGCAUCUACACUCGCAAAGGCGUCUUCUUCGCCGGAGGUGCUCCUCUGGCCGGCCCCACAGGCCUUCUCUCAGCCCAAGAGCUUGAAGACAUCGUGGCAGCCCUGCCUGGAUUCCUGCUGGUGUUUACAGCCGAGGGGAAGUUGCUCUACCUGUCCGAGAGUGUGAGCGAGCAUCUGGGCCAUUCUAUGGUGGACCUGGUGGCUCAGGGUGACAGCAUUUAUGACAUCAUCGAUCCUGCUGACCACCUAACUGUGCGUCAACAACUCUCCUUGCCCUCUGCUCUAGAUACUGAUCGUCUUUUCCGUUGUCGUUUCAACACUUCCAAGUCCCUCCGACGCCAGAGCGCAGGCAACAAACUGGUGCUUAUUCGAGGCCGAUUCCACUCCCACCCACCCGGGGCCUACUGGGCAGGAAACCCUGUGUUCACGGCUUUCUGUGCCCCACUGGAGCCAAGACCCCGCCCUGGCCCUGGCCCUGGCCCUGGGCCUGGCCCUGCCUCACUCUUCCUGGCCAUGUUCCAGAGUCGGCAUGCUAAAGACCUGGCCCUGCUGGACAUCUCUGAGAGUGUCCUAAUCUACCUGGGCUUUGAGCGCAAUGAACUGCUCUGUAAAUCAUGGUAUGGACUGCUGCACCCCGAGGACCUGGCCCACGCUUCUGCUCAACACUACCGUCUGUUGGCUGAGAGUGGAGACAUUCAGGCCGAGAUGGUGGUGAGGCUGCAGGCCAAGUCUGGAGGUUGGGCCUGGAUUUACUGCCUGUUAUACUCGGAAGGGCCAGAGGGCUCCAUUACUGCCAAUAAUUACCCAAUCAGUGACACAGAAGCCUGGAGUCUCCGCCAGCAGCUGAACUCUGAAGACACUCAGACAGCUUAUGUUCUGGGUACGCCAACCAUGGCGCCCUCAUUCCCUGAGAAUGUCCAUUCCCAAGAGCAGUGCUCUAACCCACUCUUUACCCCAGCCUUGGGGGCUCCCAGAAGCACCAGUUUCUCCGGUGCUCCAGAACUGGGUGGGGUCUCAACAUCAGAAGAACUUCCCCAGCCUUCUAAGGAGAUGGGCUUCCGUUACCUGCCAUUUGCUGCUGGGCCAGAGCCCUCUCUGCAGACAGACCUCAGCAAGGAUCUUGUGUGUACACCACCCUACACACCUCACCAGCCUGGGGGCUGUGCCUUCCUCUUCAGCCUCCACGAGCCCUUCCAGACCCUUCUGCCCACUCCAUCCAGCUCUCUUCAAGAACAGCUGACUCCAAGCACCGUGACCUUCUCUGAUCAAUUGACUCCGAGCAGUGCAACAUUCCCUGAUCCUCUCACCAGCCCGCUGCAAGGCCAGCUGACCGACACUGCCACCCGAAGUUACGAAGACCAGUUGACUGCGUGCACCUCUACCUUCCCGGACCAGCUGCUUCCCAGCACUGCUUCCUUCCCAGAGCCCCUGGGCAGCCCUGCCCAUGAGCAGCUGACUCCUCCCAGCACCGCUUUCCAAGCUCCCCUGAGCAGCCCCAGCCAGACUUUCCCAGAGCAACUGAGCCCCAAUUCUACGAAGACUUACUUCACCCAGGAGGGAUGCAGUUUUCUCUAUGAGAAGUUGCCCCCAAGUCCUAGCAGCCCUGGUAAUGGGGACUGCACACUUCUGGCCCUCGCUCAGCUCCGGGGCCCCCUGUCUGUGGAUGUCCCCCUGGUGCCCGAAGGCCUGCUCACCCCCGAGGCCUCUCCAGUCAAGCAGAGUUUCUUUCACUACUCUGAGAAGGAACAAAAUGAGAUCGAUCGCCUCAUCCAGCAGAUUAGCCAGUUAGCCCAGGGCAUGGACAGGCCCUUCUCUGCUGAGGCCGACACUGGGGGACUAGAGCCCCUUGGAGGACUGGAGCCCCUGGAUUCUAACCUAUCCCUUCCGGGGGCUGGCCCCCCUGUGCUCAGCCUGGACCUGAAACCCUGGAAAUGCCAGGAGCUGGACUUCCUGGCUGACCCCGAGAACAUGUUCCUGGAAGAGACGCCCAUAGAAGACAUCUUCAUGGAUCUCUCUACUCCAGACCCCAAUGGGGAAUGGGGUUCAGGGGAUCCCGAGGCAGAGGGCCCAGGAGGGGCCCCAUCGCCUUGCACCAAUCUGUCCUCAGAAGACCACAGCUUCCUGGAGGACUUGGCCACCUAUGAAACCGCCUUUGAGACAGGUGUCUCAGCAUUCCCCUACGAUGGGUUUACUGAUGAGUUGCAUCAACUCCAAAGUCAAGUUCAAGACAGCUUCCAUGAUGAUGGAAGUGGAGGGGAACCAACGUUUUGAAUAAGUCUGUGACUUAACGUCAAGUAUGGCAUAUUGUCAUCAAGACGUGGAGCCGCUCUCCACCCCCCCAGGACUGUUUGGGGGGAUUCUGGGGGCCAGAGGGGGAUAUAUCUGAUUCUCCAGGCCCUGAAGGAUUGGGGGGGGGGGAGGGAGGUGGGAGGGCAAGGGAGGGGAGUUUCUUUUUAAAACCAAGGGACUUUGAGCGAUCCCAGUUUCCAUUCCAAUCUGUAUUCACUCGUAGUGAGCUUCCUUGAAUGAAUUUCAAGCGGAGAAUGGGGGAGUCUCGUUUCCCCAUCCGCACUGCCCCAUGGGCCUGGGCCAGUUCUCCACUCCUAGGGGGGCUUCAGCUCCCCCCUAGAUCUUGGUGGGGGAAAGGCAGGGCCAACCCCAGGCCAGCCUGAGCCCCGAGGGGCUCGUGACACCCACGUAGAAUUCUCUACACACCAGUAACGGGAUUUCAAUUCCGAUGGACUAGGCCGCGCUGCGGCUCUUCCUUGAGACUUUUGCGCCCCGCCGCCUGGGGUGGGAGCGCGAAGAGACGCUUCGUUCCUUUCCGAUGGAGGAAGGCAGAUCUGCCGCCACACGUGUGCUUUGCACGAGUGCUGGUACCUGGUGCGGGAAGCACCCGGCCGCCCGAGCGCCUGGGCCUGCCCUGGACGGCCGUCUGGGAUGCUGCCCUGGACAGCUGCCUCGUGGUUCCGCGGUGACCUUUGUAGCCAACUUUAUAAUAAAGUCCAGUUUGCCUUUUUGG